AUGGCCAACAAAGGUCCUUCCUAUGGCAUGAGCCGUGAAGUGCAAUCCAAAAUUGAGAAGAAGUACGAUGAGGAGCUGGAGGAGAGGCUAGUGGAGUGGAUCAUAAUGCAGUGUGGCCCUGAUGUGGGUCGCCCAGACCGUGGGCGCCUGGGCUUCCAGGUCUGGCUGAAGAAUGGUGUGAUUCUGAGCAAGCUGGUGAACAGCCUCUAUCCAGAUGGCUCCAAGCCAGUUAAGGUGCCUGAGAACCCACCCUCCAUGGUCUUCAAGCAGAUGGAGCAGGUGGCUCAGUUCCUGAAAGCAGCUGAGGACUAUGGGGUCAUCAAGACUGACAUGUUCCAGACUGUUGACCUCUUUGAAGGUAAGGACAUGGCAGCAGUGCAGAGGACCCUCAUGGCUUUGGGCAGCUUGGCAGUGACCAAGAAUGAUGGACACUACCGUGGAGACCCCAACUGGUUUAUGAAGAAAGCCCAGGAACAUAAGAGGGAAUUCACAGAGAGCCAACUGCAGGAGGGCAAGCAUGUCAUUGGUCUACAGAUGGGCAGCAACAGAGGGGCCUCCCAGGCUGGCAUGACAGGCUACGGACGACCUCGGCAGAUCAUCAGUUAGAGGGUGGAGGGCCAGCCCUGACUCCUGCCCUUCCCCAGCUCAUUGGCAGCCGCCAUCCCGCCUAGCCUGCCUCACCCACACCUGUGUAGCUCCUGCAGCCUUGGCCAAGCUUUGAGGCUCUGUCACUGAGCAAAGGUGACUACACAUGGGCAGCUCUCCCCCACCCCUCAGCCUCAGCCCAACUCCUUACCCCAUAGCACCACUGCCCUGGCCAGCCCCUCUCCCAGCUCCCCCCCCCCACCACCACCUCCCACCACCUCUGCCAUCUCUUCCCAUCCUGGGCUAAGCAGGGGGGACAUGGGCUGGGGGUAGCCUGGGUGUGGGCCAAGUCCACUGUCCUCCUUGGCAACAAAUGCCCAUUAAAGGAGACCCAGCCCAACCUCCCUCUCCCCAUUUUUUUGCUGGAAUAUUUUUGGGGUUGAAAUUCAAAAAGGGAAAAAAAUAUACAUCAAUCUUUUCUCA
Messenger RNA from Loxodonta africana (African savanna elephant), 1068 nucleotides. RefSeq names its product transgelin (gene TAGLN). Bases 1 to 606 code for a protein of 201 amino acids. The transcript has 4 exons. Gene Ontology annotation, molecular function: protein binding. NCBI's taxonomy places the organism in Eukaryota, Metazoa, Chordata, Mammalia, Proboscidea, Elephantidae. The record is from RefSeq and is a predicted model, not a curated record.